GUUGUGUGGUGGUUGUGGGAUGGUUGUGUGGUGGUGGGAUGAUGGAAUUGUUUUCCUUUGUUUUAAAAACAAACAACAUAGUGAAUAUUGGGUAUUUUCAUUCCAGUCUCUUCCAUUCCCUUUGUCCAUUUCAUUCCGUUUACCCCGGGUGAACCAAACGACCCCUAUUAUGAAUUUCUUAUAUGCCAUGAUUUAUUUAUUUAUUUUUUUUCUUUUCAAAACAAAGAAAAACAAAAAACGGGUAAAAAUAAAACAGAAAGACGCUUUGCAAAGGGAGGAGAGAGAAAAAAGAAGGCGAAGCAAUGGCGUCGAAAGUAGAAUCACCGCCAUAUCCCAGUGCUGCUAAAAUAUCCGAUUCUUCAUGCUUCCCUCAAUACACUGCUUCCCUUAAGUGUUUGGAGCAAAAUAACUCAGAAAAGAGCAAAUGUCAAGAAUUCUUUGAUGAUUACAAGGAAUGCAAGAAGAAGGAGAGAGAAGCACGACUGGAACGCAACCGACACCGCUCUCUCUUCUCAUAAUUCCCUAGGACAGGCUGCUUUGAAAAGUGACUUUUAUAAAUUGGGAAGAAGUUGGCUAGCCUCAUAGCAAAAUACAGAUGCCCUAAUCAAUUGAUGUUUUAAAUUUUUUUCUUAUUUAUUGUGUAAUAUAGUAUAUAGCUCCACGUUCAGGAUUAAGGAUCUAUGAACGUAACCUCUUUGCUGUUGUAGGGUUGAAACUGUGCAAGUAUGAGCCUUUAAAUGGCUAUAUCCCAAUAUGCGGGAUUCUCUUAGUAGGCACUUUCUGUGUAAAAAAAAAGGGGGAAUUAUAUUAUUGUUGUACUCAAAGAAUACAAUUCUUUCCCUUUGUAGGAGUUUAAUUUCAUGUUCAGGUUGAGUAAAACUCCUUCAGGUUCAGGAACCAGUUUUAGUUACAGUACUUCACUGAUAUUCUGACGAAAAGUGAAAAUGUGAGACAAGAUCACUCAAAUUCUAAGUAGUAAUGUCAGUAAACUAGUAAAGUUUGAAAAAUAAACCACUUUUACAUUCCUUUGAUCAAGUAGUAAUGUCAGUAAACUAGUAAAGUUUGAAAAACAAACCACUUUUACAUUCCUUUGAUCAACAGGAUUCCAAGUCCUUGUCCUUUCUCCCCAAACUUCAAGUACCUCAGCUCAAUCUCAAGUUGAAGCCUGCCAUAAACAUCAAGUACUACGCUGCUGUGUUAGCAGAUGUUUCAUGACCGGGCAAAAUCUGUGGUACUCAUUAUCAAGUUUUCUUGAUCAAAUUUCAGGGCAAGGUCUUCCUUAUUGAUGCUUCUGAUCUUAUCGCCUUUACAAGUUUUUCUUGUAAAAAGCCAUCUCUAUCAUCCUUGUUCUUUCCAAGUUUCCAUAGCAGCACGUAACAUACAGUAUAUUCAUAAUAUCCGAAUGCUCAUUCCACACCACAAUCCACAAUAAACGUCAUAGUCCCACCAUGAUAUGAUAAGAUAUUCGAUUACUUAACGAAGAAUUUGGGGAAAGAUGAACAACUUUUGUUUGUGACAGUUACAACUUCAAGUUUCUUUGGGACAUUGUACAGUAGAAUUCACAUUUUUGCAAGUACACGGUAUAUUCAUUAUAUCCUCAGUUGAGAAAA
Molecule: messenger RNA, 1610 nt
Organism: Chenopodium quinoa (quinoa)
Lineage: Eukaryota; Viridiplantae; Streptophyta; Magnoliopsida; Caryophyllales; Amaranthaceae
Product: cytochrome c oxidase-assembly factor COX23, mitochondrial-like
Exons: 4
Coding region: 303-518 (71 amino acids)
Source: RefSeq, a predicted model, not a curated record